Adineta ricciae is the source of this 1974-nucleotide messenger RNA. The record is from the annotation of a GenBank genome assembly. Lineage: Eukaryota; Metazoa; Rotifera; Eurotatoria; Adinetida; Adinetidae.
AUGUCGUCCACGACUACUCAUGAUCAAAAUACAAUGACAGAUUCUGUUGUUAUAAUGAUGAUCGAAGAAAAAAAAUCCGAUAUUCAACGAAAAACUAGAUUAUGUUGUGGUAUCUCCUUGAAUAGUUUAACAAAGAUUGCUAUCCAUUUAAUUUUACCAUUAACAUUGGGUAUAUUUACAGUAGCAAUCACAUUUUAUCAACAAGAAGUAUCUAAACAACAACAACAAGAAGAUCGUGAAUUAGCACGUAUUCAACGAGAACAAGAUUUAAAUAUAUCUGCUGCACAACGUGAACAAGAUAAAAUUAUCGCACGAGAACAACGUGAAGAAGAUGAAUUACGACGUUUUCAAGAUUUAAAUAUAUCUGCAGUACGACGAGAUCUUGAUCUUCAUAUUGCUGAAUUAAAACGAAAAGCUGAUGAUUUAAAUGCUGAAAAACAACGUAAUAUUUCACAAGAACAACGUCAGUAUGAAUUUCAUAUGGGACAACAACAACAACAAAAACAAAUGACAGUUGAGUUUGAACAAUAUGAACAAGAACGAACUAAAUAUCAUGCACAAUUAUCUUUAUCGUAUAUGAAUGAAAUUAGUAGUCUUUUAGAAAAAUAUAAUGGAUCACUUAAUUCAAAUCCAAUAUCAGCUGCACUUGGCCGUGCAAAAACACUAAAUGUCAUUGGACAACUUGGUUCUAAUAGAUCAAGACCUUUAAUUGAAUUCCUUCAUGAUGCAAAACAACUAACAACAAAAAAGAAUCCAUUAGAUCUUUCUGGUGCACAACUUAAUGGAAUUGAUUUUCGUGGUGCAACAGGUUUAUAUACACGACAAAAUCUUGCACUUAUUGGAGUUCAUUUAAAUGAUGCAAUAUUUGAAAAUAUGGAAAUAUUUCAAUGGGAUUUUACUUCUACGUCGUUAAAUGGUGCUAAUUUUCGAAAUUGUAAUAUUACUAAUACAAUAUUUGAUCGUGCAUCUUUGAUUGGUGCUGAUUUUUCUUCAAGUUAUUUGGAUAUGAAUACAUUUUCUAAUGUCGAUCUUUCAAUGAGUAAUUUCCAUACAUCAAUUAUUAGAUCAAGUUAUUUUCAUGAUGCUAAUCUAAUUAAAGCGAAUUUUUCUAAUAUUAUAUCUGACGCAAAAAGUAUUGAUAGACAUUUACGUUUUACUUAUUCAAAUCUUAUCUCAACAACAUUUCGAGAUGCUUACUUAUCUAAGGUAUAUUUUCGUUUAUGUAAUAUGACAUAUACUGAUCUUAGUCGAACGACUAUAUGGAAUACACUUUUUUUUGGAAGUGUAUUAGCAUUUACUUCAAUUGUCAACAGUACACUUCCUCUCAGAUUAAGUAGUUUUCCGUAUGCUAAUUUAUCACAUGCUGAUCUAUCAGGAAGUACAUGUGUAGAAAAGAAAUGUGAAGGUGAUACGGUUCUUUCUUUUCAUAAUGCACUUUUCCAUGAUGGAAGAAUAGGUCGACCUCGUAGUACAAUUAUUUCAGGAGGUAAUGCUUCUUUUUGUGAAGCAUAUGAUUCUAUCACUCAUGCACAGGUACUUUUGAAUGUCUGGGAAAAACAACCUAUUAAUGAUUUUGUUUUACGACGAGAGCGAACUAUUAAUAAUCAAUGUGUUUAUUCAAUGAAGAAAAAUGAAACAGGAAAAUUGUAUCAAAAAGUUCGAUUAAAUGGACCAUAUAAACCAAGUUUUGAUGAUCUUGUUAGUAAUCGACAAGCAGUAGUUAUUUUUCGUGCUAUUAUAAGUGAAGGUGUAGAAAUUUUUAUUGAAGAAAAAGCCGAUACACAACGAAUAUUACUCAAUCAUACUUUAUCUCGUGUUGGAGCUGUAGAUAAUUCACCACUUGUAACAUCAUCUCCAAUUUUAUUACAUUCAGAAACAAAGGAAUUAAUUUUUCGUAUUAAUUUCUAUAAACCAGGACUUAUUCGAUGGUUACAUUGGAUUGAUAUUGAAAUUAAUCCACUUUUUUCACAUUAA